AUGCGUGUCUUUAAGCUGAUGGGCGUUCAGACCAUGAUCAUGACCAACGCGGCCGGAGGACUGAACCCGGACUACAGAGUGGGCGACGUCAUGAUCCUCAAAGACCACAUCAACCUCCCGGGUCUGGGCGGGACCAACCCUCUGAUGGGACCCAACGAAGACCGGUUUGGGCUGCGGUUCCCGUGCACGUCAGACGCCUACGACCGUGACCUCCGCGCUCUGGCGCUGUCCGUGGGGGCGGAGCUUGGGUUCGGCGACCUGCUCAGAGAAGGCGUGUACUGUGUCCAGGGCGGGCCCAACUUCGAGAGCAUCGCAGAGUGUCGCAUGCUGCGCAUCAUGGGCGCGGACGCCAUCGGCAUGAGCACGGUGCAUGAGGUGCUGGUUGCGCGUCACUGCGGGAUGCGCUGCUUCGCCCUCUCGCUGGUCUCCAACAUGGCCAUCAUGGAUUACGACUCUGUGGAACGAGCCAAUCACGACGAGGUCCUGGAGACGGGCCGCCUCCGAGCGAAGCAGCUGGAGAGCCUGGUGUCGGAGCUGGUGGACCGCAUGGAGACGCACAACACCUGCUGA
Messenger RNA from Knipowitschia caucasica, 570 nucleotides. The record is from the annotation of a GenBank genome assembly. Lineage: Eukaryota; Metazoa; Chordata; Actinopteri; Gobiiformes; Gobiidae.